GGGGUAUUGACUCAGGGAGGAUACAGUACUGGCUGAUGGGGGUAUUGACUCAGGGAGGAUACAGUACUGGCUGAUGGGGGUAUUGACUCAGGGAGGAUACAGUACUGGCUGAUGGGGGUAUUGACUCAGGGAGGAUACAGUACUGGCUGAUGGGGGUAUUGACUCAGGGAGGAUACAGUACUGGCUGAUAUGGGAGUAUUGACUCAGGGAGGAUGAAGUACUGGCUGAUAUGGGAGUAUUGACUCAGGGAGGAUACAGUACUGGCUGAUGGGGGUAUUGACUCAUGGAGGAUACAGUUAUUGCUGAUGGGGGUAUUGACUCAGGGAGGAUACAGUACUGGCUGAUGGGGGUAUUGACUCAGGGAUGAUACAGUACUGGCUGAUAUGGGAGUAUUGACUCAGGGAGGAUACAGUACUGGCUGAUGGGGGUAUUGACUCAGAGAGGAUUAAGUACUGGUUGAUGGGGGUAUUGACUCAGGGAGGAUACAGUACUGGCUGAUGGGGGUAUUGACUCAGGGAGGAUACAGUACGCGCUGAUGGGGGUAUUGACUCAGAGAGGAUGAAGUACUGGUUGAUGGGGGUAUUGACUCAGGGAGGAUACAGUACUGGCUGAUGGGGGUAUUGACUCAGGGAGGAUACAGUACGCGCUGAUGGGGGUAUUGACUCAGGGAGGAUACAGUACUGGCUGAUGGGGGUAUUGACUCAGGGAGGAUGAAGUACUGGCUGAUGGGGGUAUUGACUCAGGGAGGAUGAAGUACUGGCUGAUGGGGGUAUUGACUCAGGGAGGAUACAUGGAGACAGAUUGCUGUGAUUGCUACUGACAUUUCCAACACUUCUGACAUCAUGUGAAGGAAUCUAGAGGAUGAAGAGGAGGAGGGGUGACGUAUACAUCCCAUCGCCGGUGCUUCACAGAAAUAAUACUUAGAUAAAGAAGUUAUCUAGAGAGGAGCGCCAUGAUGGAUUCUAUUCAGUCUACACCUGAUGUCUUCACCACAGAUAGCACCUUGAGAGAACCAUACAAUGAGACCCAACUGUCACCAUCCAACUCAACCCUACCCGUCGAGCAUCACAACAGCUUCCACAACACCCUACUAGGACUCUUCCUGGGCUUCCUGUCGCUGCUCACCGUCAUCAUGAACAUCCUGGUACUGUACGCUGUGAAGAAGGAGCGGACCCUCCACACGGUGGGCAACCUCUACAUCGUCAGCCUCUCCGUGGCGGAUCUCAUCGUCGGGGCCACCGUGAUGCCCCUCAACCUGGUCUAUCUGCUGGAGGACGAGUGGAGCCUGGGGAGGGUCGUCUGUCAGUUCUGGCUCGUCGUGGAUUACGUAGCCAGCACAGCCUCAAUCUUUAGUCUGUUUAUACUUUGUCUGGAUCGGUAUCGGUCCGUGCACGAGCCGCUGAGGUACCUGAAGUACCGGACCAGAGGGAGAGCUAGCGUUAUGAUCUCAGGGGCCUGGCUGUUGUCUAUGAUGUGGAUUAUUCCUAUUCUAGGGUGGAGGUCGAUUGCUACGGUCGAUCUUAAGCCGGAGAUGGAAAAUAAGUGUGACACUGAUUUCCGAUUUGUUACGUGGUUUAAGGUUCUGGCUUCAGUGUUUAACUUCUACGUUCCCUCUCUGUUGAUGCUGUGGCUCUACUCACGUAUCUACACGGCUGUGAGGCAGCACUUCAGAGAGAGGGAGAAGUUUAUCAAUCCCACAGAUUCCGUGGCGGGAAACCGUAUCGGACACAAAGUCCAAACAGGAAAUAGCUCCUGCAAAUCUUCUAACAAGGAAAAGAAGGGAAAAAACAGUGACUUUGAUCAGUACACUUUAGACCAGCCGUACGACUCCACAGACACAGCUGAAAUCAACACACCCAGGGAACCCAAGUCUGGGAAAGACUCUCACUCGAGUCAUUCACUGCUCAGAAUGACAAAACGUCUAAGGACGACUGUAAAAGAAAAAAGAAAGAGCAACUCUUUUCAGGAUUCAGACUCUGACCCUUUGAACCUGUCAAGGUUACCUCUCAGCUUCACACACGACGACAACAAUGUGCAGGAACUGUACGUGUCCAUGAGCGACAUAGCCGUGCCGCCAAACUCCAUGGCUAGCGUCUGCGAGAUAACCCAGAUAGCUGAUGUGCAGAGACACAACAACGAUUUCACCCAGUCUCUGAAUUCACCCCUGUCACCAUGGCCCCAGGAGAACUCAGAUCCUGAUGGUGGUACUAACCCGGACGCUGUAGCCAAUGCUGUGACUCUGAAGCAGACCUGGCAGAAGUUCUGUGUCCAGUCCAGGAAGCGUAUCCAGAUCCUUCAGGUCCAUAAGGAGCACAAAGCGGCCAAGCAGCUGGGCUGUAUCAUAGCUGGGUUCAUGCUGUGCUGGAUCCCCUACUUCAUAGUCUUUAUGGUCAUGGCUUUCUGCCAGACCUGUGUACAUCACGACCUACAUAUGUUCACGAUAUGGCUUGGGUAUAUAAACUCUACUUUGAACCCAUUCAUAUACCCCCUCUGCAAUGGGAAUUUCAAAAGGGUGUUCAAAAAGAUUUUACACAUUAAUUUGUGAUGAAAGGUUUUCUGAACAGUGCCUUGAGUGGCCGGUUGCCCUUUCAGUUCAUUUUUUUGGUGCUGCUUUAACUUAUAGUGUAUUCGGAAAGUAUUCAGACCCCUUGACUUUUUCCACAUUU
Molecule: messenger RNA, 2666 nt
Organism: Coregonus clupeaformis (lake whitefish)
Lineage: Eukaryota; Metazoa; Chordata; Actinopteri; Salmoniformes; Salmonidae
Gene: hrh1
Product: histamine receptor H1
Exons: 3
Coding region: 953-2545 (530 amino acids)
Biological process (GO): regulation of vascular permeability; adenylate cyclase-activating adrenergic receptor signaling pathway; positive regulation of vasoconstriction
Cellular component (GO): membrane
Molecular function (GO): histamine receptor activity
Source: RefSeq, a predicted model, not a curated record